Messenger RNA from Alternaria metachromatica, 407 nucleotides. RefSeq lists its product as uncharacterized. Gene Ontology annotation, molecular function: acyltransferase activity, transferring groups other than amino-acyl groups. The record is from RefSeq and is a predicted model, not a curated record. The transcript has a single exon. Lineage: Eukaryota; Fungi; Ascomycota; Dothideomycetes; Pleosporales; Pleosporaceae. The annotation marks the transcript as partial.
GCUACAUCACCUUUCUGGAGAACUGGCUUAUAGGAAAGGAGUUUCCACGGCGCGAUGGCGAUCGGAAGCGUAUGAUCGCCUUCCAGGAAGCGCUGAACUAUUCCCACUCGAAAUAUUGGGAGAAGAUGUAUCCUCAGAAUUACUACCUCGUUCUGCUUGCAACCCAUCCAGACUAUCGUCGGCGCGGUGCGGGCACUGCGCUCACUCAAUGGGGUGUUGAUCAGGCUCUGGCUGCUGGCAUUGACGUAGGCCUUGAGGCAAGUCCGAUGGGAUUUCCACUGUACCAGCAUAUGGGCUUCGUGCUGUUGGAAAAUCUGGUGAUUAGGCCGGAUGCGGAUGACGAUCCGGCGAGUAUGCUGCUGAGGAUAAUGGUAUAUGACAAGAACAACAAGUUCUCAAUGGUCUAA